Molecule: messenger RNA, 5340 nt
Organism: Pedinophyceae sp. YPF-701
Lineage: Eukaryota; Viridiplantae; Chlorophyta; Pedinophyceae
Source: the annotation of a GenBank genome assembly
AUGUCCAGCGGAGACCCAUCCAGUCCCUUACGCUCGAGACGGAGGCGCAGUGCCCCCGCCAGUCCCGCCCAGGCAACAGCCGACGUCGACACCAGCAUGGAGUCUGCGUUGCCGCUCCUGGCCGAGCCCGACCCCGGCGCGCAGGCAACAGCCGACGUCGACACCAGCAUGGAGUCUGCGUUGUCGCUCCUGGCCGAGCCCGACCCCGGCGCGCAGGCUGCCACACAGCACGGAAUACGCACGCAAUGGAGCGACGCUCCCGUGGAUGUCAGCGCCGGCGGUGCCCAGCCGCGCGUCGAGCGGAAGACGAUGGAUCGGCGCAGCGAUUUUCAGGAGCCCUUCCGCGCAGCCGGCGUGUUCGACGAGAACGCGGCCGCGCAGAAGACGUGCAUGAACUGCGCGCGCAUCCUGGGUCCCGCGCAGGCCCCCGCGCGGGCCACGCGCGCGUACGUCGACAGUCGGACGGGGCGAGUGCACUGGGUGUGCGCGGAUCCGCGCUGCGCCCCCGUGCACGCCUCGCCCACUGCACCCACAGGGAUCUUCCGCGCCGACGCGCACGCCUACCGCGAGCGGCACGCGCGGGCGCUGAUGGCCGUGAACUUUGCGCAGCUGCGGCGGUUCGCCGAGCUUCGGUACGACAACGCCCGGCUCAAGUGGGGCGAGCGGGAAGCUCUGGAGCAAAACGAGGAUUACGGGGAAUUGGAUCGACGUGUGCACCCUCCCGCACCCCGCGAGAACGCCUUCGAGGACCCGCCUGCGCCCCCGCCCCUGAGCGUCGGCUGGGUCGCUGGAGCGUGCGCGAAUGAGGACCGAAGGGCGGAGCUACGGACCCUCGUGGUGCUCAUCUGGGAGGCGAUGCGCUGCGUCGGCGACCCCGUUUGGGACGACCCGACCUGCGCGGGGCCGAUCACGGGCGGCAUCGGGGGAGGCGGGUCCGGCCGUCUGGGCUACAGGACGGACGGCCACCUGCUGACAUACAGGUGGGAGCUCAAGCGCGUCACCGAAGACGGGCGCCGGAGGGAAGUACAUGUGGCGGUGAAACACGGCAUCGUUUUCUUAGAAACGAAUCAAGAUGAGCACGUGGGCUACACCAAGAAGGGCGAGGAGGAGCGCGAUCGGGUGGCCCAGGUGGCGGCGCUGGUGGCGAAGCUGUGGCCGCUGUUCGCGCGCCACAACCCGGACCUCUUCUACCGGUGGCCCACGGAUGCGGGGCAGCGGGACGCCAGCGACAAGCUGGCGCGCUGGUUCGCGCUCGGCGAGGUCGUGGCGCACCUCUGCGUGCAGAUCGUGCUGCGCGCUCGAGCGCUCGCCAACCGCGAAGGCGUCCAGGCCUCGGCGGUGGUCGGCGUGGGGGACAACGCGCGCGUUGCGGACGGCGUCGCCGUUCCGGCGAGCCUCAAGUGCGCAUAUUCUCCUCCGCGCGACGACGAGGACGAGGACGACGAGGAGCGCAAGUCUGGGCGCACGCAGUACCUCCAGCUGCUGCACGGAGGUCUCCGGACGUUCGCCGGGUCGGGGCGCGACCGCGAGGGCGCGGGGAUGGACCGCAAGCCGCCCCUGGCGCACUGCCACGACGGCCCUGAAAUAUGCAUGGAGUACGUCACCCCGCAGCUGUACAGGCCCAAGAACGCGGCCGGCCUGGACGGGCACCAACUGUACCAAGACUACGACGCCUUCGACGCGGACGUCAAGAAGCUCAUGCAGGUCUUCUGGGAGUUCGCCUACAACGACUCAGAGGAGCUGCGCGCGCACGUCGUGCGGACGGUGCUCGAGGAGCAGCGCGCGCCGCCGCAGUACGAGGAGGACGAGCCGGCGGAGGAGGACCGGGCUCAGCCGUCGACGCUGGCGCUGGCGAUCGCGCGCAUCAGCCCCCCCGCGGGGGGCGCGGCCGCGCCGCGCAAGCCGUCCGGGCAGGAGGAGUUUGCGAUCAGGAUGGCGUUUUUCGACCCCGGCGUCGGCCCCCUCGGCGCGGCCGUGAACCUCACGGAGGCGAUGGACGCAGAGGCCAUCGCGAAGGCGCUGUCAACCGCGAGCCCCGCGGACCUGGCCACCGUCGCGCUCGCCCAGAGGUUGAAGGAUCUGCGCGAAGGGAUCAACGGUGCAAACGGUCCGGCCACUCUCACCCGCGACCAGCUCGCCCGCUCCCUGAAGGACGUCCGCGAGUCGAUCGCGAAGGCAUCCACGUUUGCUGGCACUUCCCCCCCCAUCGCAUCCGGGUGGGAGCUCAGGCUGAGCCCCCCCGGCGUCACGAAGGAGGUCGUCUUCGUGCUCGUUGCCGUCGACGACCUGGGCCUGCGCGAGGGGGUGGUCAACUUCGGCGACGACGACCUGCUGAAGGAACUGCACGGAGCGAACGGAGGAGGCGUCGAUGAGCUCCUGCGUCCGCCGGACGACAUCCCCGGAUGGACGCUCGUCAACCUGAGCGGGCCCCUGCUCGACGACGUCGUGGCACCCCUGCUGCAGUCGACGGGCUCGCCCAGCUUCGGCGUGCGGUGCGGGGACCUGCGUGAUCGGAUCGCGCGGGUGAAUGCGCAUCAAGGCGUGAGUCAGGCGGACCCCCUCGCCGGCAGCAGCGAGGUGAUCUCGGUGGCCUGGGAGCUCGCGCAGCUGGUAUGCGGCAUGCACGAGGUGCACGACCGCCGCUGCGGUCCCGGCGAGCCCGGAUCCGCGAGGUGGGAGAUGGGCGGCAGGCGGCUGGGCGCGGGGGGGUUUCUGCAUGACGUCAUCUUCGUGGCGCAGCGGCUCGAUCGCGAGCGGCUCGGGAGCGAGGUGGCCCGGCUGUUCGCGGACGACCUCGCCCAGGCGGGCAGCUCGGCCGCAACCUUCGCGCCCGACGCCGCGUCGAGGCGCGGGCUCUUCCUCGACGUCAGCCUGACGCCGUUCCUGUGGGCCCGGAUGCGGCACCUAUUCGGCUACCCGAAGGGCGCCAAGGUCCCCCCGAAUCGCAGUCUGGACCAGCAGAUGAGGUACUUCCUCGUCCCAGCCUGCGUCACGCGGGAGGCGCUGGACGCCAUGCCGUCCGCGCGGAGGCAGCAGCUUGGCGCGCGGGACCAGGCCCCGGAUAUCCGCUGUCAGUCAGUUCACAGUCCGCAACCACUCCGCUGCGCGGCCCUGCUGCGGAGGGGGGAGCUGGCGUCCGUGCAGAGCCUGCGCGCCGAAGGCCUGGCGUUGCGGGACGAGGACCGCGUCGUCCUGGAGCUCACCGUCAGCGUCCGUCGGGACGGACGCUCGCGCUACUGCACCCUCCGGCGGGGCUGGGAGACGACGGAGACACUGCUCGCGGGCGAUGUUCUGGACGGGACGAGAGCUCGGCUCCGCAACCUCGUGGAUGCAGAGGAGGCCCGGGCCCGGGGGGGGGCGCCCCCCCCGCCACCGGACGUCCCCGAUGUCGCGACCGUCCAGAUCCAGAUCCAUCCAAUCCACGGACAGGACAAGGUGGUGCGGGCGGGGCUCCGGGGCGCCUUCUACAUCCACACCGCGCGCGAUCAGGGCGGGGUCGGGUCGGGGACACGCACCGCGUACGGGUAUGUCAGACUCCACGGCGUCGACGCGCUCGUCGACGCGCUGGGGGUCGGGGACGGCGAUCAAAUCGCGCUGGAGCUCGACUGCGGCGGCACGGCACACGACGCGGAACCGGCGACGUUCGUCGCCUCGGCUGGCGCGCACGCCAGGGCGCUGCUCGCCAGGGCGGCCACCGACGCACUGCUCGGGCGGGAAGGGGCACGAAACCUGACGUGGUCGACAGCUCGCGAGGCCGGAGAGGCCAGGGGGCAGCUCGCGCUGCAGGCGUCGGACGCUGUGCAGCCGGCCAUGGUGUUCGUGCUUGAUGGGGAGUGGUUCAUGCAGCACACACCGCACUAUAUCGAUCACGUCGGAGGCGACAUCUUCGGCCCCACGACCGACGGGGGGGCAGGCCCAGUGGCCGUUCGCAUCGCGCUUCCCGGGGCUGCCGCCGACGGCCCGCUCGGCGCCGCCCUGAUCCGAAACCGCGGCCAAGCAAGGGGGCGUCACACAUGGGCGCUGCUCCAGGCGCGUCAGUCUGCGCUGUCGGUGGGUGCCGGCGCCGCACUGGCCACCCCCGACUGGCGCGGAAGGUUCGUAGUGGCUUUGCGGCCGCGGAGGGCUGCGUCCGAGGCUGAGGUGCAGGGCACCGAACGGCCCCGCGUGGUGUGCGACUUCCUCACGGGCGACGCAGCAGGCCGGUGCCUGGACGAGAUCAAUCAGUGGGCGGGGGACACGACGUGGGCCAAGCACGUCGCGAAAGAGUUGGCGCCGCUGCCGUUCUGGGAGAAAUUCCAGUCAGCUGACGAUCUGCCGGAUCUGCAGCAGCCCAGAGAUGGCACGCAGCCCUUGCUGCUGUCUCGCUCGUCGCGGGCGUGCACUGAGCCGCUCAGGUGGCCGCAGGCUCCGGGGCAUGCCGACCCGGAGCAUCUGCUCACCUGGCUCGGAGACAUGCAGCCAGAACAAUUGUUGCAACAACUACAACAGGCCGUCUUCGUGCUCAAAAGGGAGUAUGCAGGACCCGCCGACUCGCCCUACAACUUCCUGGGCUCGUUCGACGCCCUGUUUGCCUUCCCUUCCCAGUCAGACGACCCUUCCCAGUCAGACGACCCUUCACAGUCAGACGGUUCACAGUCCCUGCUGACGAACCACCUCAAGAGCGUGUGGCAAGUCGGGCGAGGUCGUGCGACCGACCUCCCGCCGGGACUCUCGGUCGCCAAACACUCCGUCAAGAGGCGAGCCCGCGCACUGUUCGUCACCCACUCGCGGGAAAGUCGUGAGAAGUGGCUCGUCCACGACGUCGAGGUGGACCUGGCGGUCGCGGACCUCCCCCGCAGAGGCAUCGUCAAACUCUCGGUCCCCAGGUUGCCACGCGGCGUGCGCAAACGUCUGGAGAUCGACGGCGACGAGCUCCCUGAGGCCCUCGUCCUCGUGCGGCUGGAUGGGGGCGCCUUGACGGAAGUGCGGGACAGGAUGCAGGCUCCGGGCGUCAUCAGCGGUGAGCCGGCCUCGGCAUCAAGCGGCCCUGGGCAGGCAUCGCCGCGUCAUUACACACGUCCGGGCCUCUUCGAGGGGACGACAUCGAUCGCAGUCCCCGACUCGACGCUCGUCUUCCUCGUGCACCAUGGCCCCAAGCACGUCGGUCGGAUUGCAGGGUUGGUCGCGCAGCACACGACGGCGGGGCCGUCAAAGAAGGCACUAGAAGGGCUCGCGAAGAGCCCGGGGGCGGCUUCACCGGCGGAGUCCGAGGGAGCAGUCCAGGGGGGUGACGCAGGGCCAGUGCGGCGUGUUGUCACACGUGCGCUACAGAAGCUACGAGCGCGGAGGAGACACAGGUGA